UUUCGAAUACUCCCGAGGGGUCCCGAAGUACGUCCGUAAUAGUGACAUCAGAAAUAUUAGCUCCCGUAUGCAAUCCCUUCAAAAUACGGUCAGUGUACAACGAUUGAAAGUUAGAUUUCAGCGAGUCUUUGAAAGGUUUGUUGACGAUGGACAACACUAGUAGUACCUCAUCAGAUGAAAGUGAUGUGAAAACAAGUACAGUCACCAUCAUCAAAGGAAAGAAGAAGAAAAAAUCAAAACCUAAUGUAUUAUUUAUUGGCAAUUUGCCAUAUAACACAACAAAAGAGGAAAUUAUGGAACAUUUCAAAAAAGCUGGUGGUAGUGUUACUGAUGUACGAUUGAUAACUGAUAAGAAUACAGGACAGUCAAGGGGAUUUGGUUAUGUUGACUUUGACAAUUUUGAAAGUGUGAGGAAAGGGCUGAAACUUCAUCAUUCUAGAAUAUUUGGAAGAAAGAUCAAUGUAGAAAUGACAGUGCCAGGAAGGGGAAGAAGCGAAAACAGGAAAGGACUUAUCCGGGAGAAAAACAAACAAUGGAAAAGAAAGCUUAAUAAGAAGAAACGACCUAGUAAAAAAUGAAAAAUCUUAAAAAUAAUAACAAAUUAAUUUAAUGUUAUUUUGAGAUUUAUAUUUAUACAAAUAUGUUCUUUAUCUUUGUAUAUUAUGCAUUUUAUUAAGUGUGCUUUUAUUAUGGUAAGUGAGUCUCAAAAAUUCUUAUUUUAUUGAAAUACAGUCUUGUCAAAUAUC
Messenger RNA from Saccoglossus kowalevskii, 746 nucleotides. RefSeq lists its product as uncharacterized. NCBI's taxonomy places the organism in Eukaryota, Metazoa, Hemichordata, Enteropneusta, Harrimaniidae. The record is from RefSeq and is a predicted model, not a curated record. Gene Ontology annotation, biological process: ribosomal small subunit biogenesis. Gene Ontology annotation, molecular function: rRNA binding. Gene Ontology annotation, cellular component: nucleolus.